Molecule: messenger RNA, 1935 nt
Organism: Selaginella moellendorffii
Lineage: Eukaryota; Viridiplantae; Streptophyta; Lycopodiopsida; Selaginellales; Selaginellaceae
Product: voltage-dependent calcium channel subunit alpha-2/delta-4
Exons: 8
Coding region: 42-1811 (589 amino acids)
Cellular component (GO): voltage-gated calcium channel complex
Molecular function (GO): voltage-gated calcium channel activity
Source: RefSeq, a predicted model, not a curated record
AUGUUCUUCAAACAAUCACACAAGAGAUGAAAGAUUGAGCAAUGGUUCUUUCCAGAUUAGUUUUUGUGGCACUUUGGUACCUUCAUGCGCAUUCCCUGGACGACAUUGAAGCCGUGCUGGAUGAAGCAGCGUUCCAGGUACAAGAGAUUGCUAGGCAGGCCAUUUCAAAUCGGGAGAAUGCUUGCGGAUCUCUAUCCCAAUGUACAAUCGAAAAUUGCUCAAGGCACACUUGUAGACCGCAGUCCAGGGAUGAGAUCCAAUCUCUCUCGUGCGUCAAUGUGGGUCAUAAUCUAGAUUGCUCCACUCCCACUAAUGGGACAUGCCAGAACUUGAGCGUCUCGAGCAAGAGAUCAUACAUUAGGUUCUCUCCAUUUUUUAUCUGUCACAGAACUUCUUUGGGGUUUUCAACAGGCUCUCACCAUCGGCAUUGGAGAGUGACACUGAUGUUAAGAUUGCUAUGUGUGCCCAAAAGUCCCUGGAUCGUAAACUUCAACUCGCAUGGAAAAGCACCAGCAAAGUCUCUCAUGGCUGGGUUUUUUUUGGAGGCGCCGAAGGAUACUUGUACAUCUAUCCAGGCAGGGACUAUACCGACGACCAUCAAUGCAAACUCUAUGAUCCAAGGAAAAGGCCAUGACACAUCGUCGUCCAUGAGCAUUUCCAUCGGCCCUUUGUCAUCUCAAAGCCGCCUAGCAGUGGCCAAGGGGAUUCUGGACGAGCUUCUCGACACUCUUACCAAUGGGGACCAAGUAAUUGUGUCAGAUAUGAAUGGAGGCAAACCAUUUGGAGGAAAACCAGUCUCGGUUUCACUUGAGGGCUUAGAGACAUCCUUCGAUCAUGCUGGAAUCUCAGCUCUCAAAAACGCAAUAAGCAAUGCAAGAGCGGACAAAUUACAAACCGAUAUUAAGAAAGCAUUCGUCGGGGCUCUUGACUUCUUCAACUCAAGCUCAAACUUGAAUGUUAUACUCCUCUUAACAGAUGGCCAAUUUGCCAACCAUGUCAACCUGACGGAUUUGGAUCCAAUUUUCAAGCAGCUUAACGAGAAAAACGUUGUGGUUUUCGUGUACAGGAUUGGUUUCUACAUUUCCAACGAUGAAACUUUCCAGAGAAUGCAAUUCAGCCUCAACAUAAGCUUCGAAGCAGUAAAAGAUGAAACCAAUCCUCUCAUGAAGAUACGCAGCUACUUGGACUAUUUAGCUUGGCUCCGUUUCAGCAGUGUCAACAGAAAGCCAGUGUGGGUGCCAUUAUAUGCUGAUUCAGGUGGUCGCAAUGUUACAAGCUCGAUCUUGCCAGCUUUUGAUGCCACCCAACGAUUGAUCGGAGUUGCCUGCAUCGAUAUUGUCACCGACGAUCUCAUCAACAGCUUGGGUCUUGCAGUCGUUCAAGAGGCUGUCUCUAAGAGAAGCCCGGGUCCAUCUCUAGAGCAAAAACCUCUCACAUUGAAAAGUUCUCACCCAGUUCUAGAGGCAACCACAGGGUGUGAUUUUGCUGGUUCGCUGACUCCAAUCUGUCCAAGACAGGAGUUCUCCACACCAAUGGCUGACUUUAUAUGUUGCGGAGCAAACUGUUCUAGCAGUAACGUCACUGCGACUUCUUCUUUGGGAAAGCAUUACAGGAUUGGCGAGACAAUUGGUAUUAUUGUAGGAUCCAUGGCUGCUCUAGCUGUUGCUCUUGCUGGGAUUUACUAUGCUUGCUGGCGAACAAAGCCGUGCCCGGAUCCAACUCAAGGAUUGGAGGAACAAAACGGGGACGAUUGGGUGAUCCCGUCACGAAGGAUAAAAGCUAGAUCGGGACGAGGAGCUACCACCUCUUGAUCCCUUCAUGAAGGAUAACGGGAUGAGGAGUUACCACCUCUUGAUCUCAUCAAGGUUGCUAAGAUUUAAAGAUUUGUUUAAAUUUAUUUUCAUAAAACAAAUGUUACAAGAUUGAUUUGUGUAA